AUGCCUCCUCCAUUCGCUCUUUUAACGGCUGCCGCCUGCUUUCUUGUCUCGAUGGUGGCAGCCUUCUCCGGCAACUUCGAACUGACCAAUCUCGUCGUCUCCUCUCCAUUCCAAGCAGAUCCAAAGUCCACGGAAAGUACAUACGUCGAGUUCGACUUCUGCGACCAGGACACGCCUGACAUCGGCUCGACACACUGCUGUGUCCAAUGGGCCGUGGGUUUGAAUCCCCCAGUCACGUCGGGAAAUACCUGUGACAACACAACCUUUGCCGUGCUGGUAACCUCCUGGGGUGGUGUUCAGAAUCUUUCACUGGAGUUAUCACACACGUAUAUUGACAACAGUGUCGGUCAAGCACCUUACAAUGUCCUUACAAAGUUCGCAGACCUGAACCUGACAUAUCCUGGCACCAACAACUAUGAGUGCGACUCGGCCCAGGCUGAAUGCAAGAGCUGCGAUGGAGAGGUGAUCGUGGCAACCGUUUCCAGGGCCGUUGCUUGA
Messenger RNA from Exophiala dermatitidis NIH/UT8656, 498 nucleotides. RefSeq lists its product as uncharacterized. The transcript has 3 exons. NCBI's taxonomy places the organism in Eukaryota, Fungi, Ascomycota, Eurotiomycetes, Chaetothyriales, Herpotrichiellaceae. Bases 1 to 498 code for a protein of 165 amino acids. The record is from RefSeq and is a predicted model, not a curated record.